GGGGGGGGGGGUGCGUGAGUGCUUGCGUAUGUGAAGGGCUAUAGUGCACAGACAGAGCAUGUGUUGCAUAAUUCUGAAAUACAGUAAAUAACUCAUAGAUACAGAGGCGUGUUAAACACGCUAGGCUGAGUGUGUGCGCGUGCGCAUUCAUGUGUGAUGACGCCACACUCCCCCGCCCAACUCGCUUUGCGUCGCAUCUGGAUCUGAAAACUGUCAUCAGCAGCAGCAAUCAGCAGCACAGCGGUAUCGGUGGCCGCAAGGGAGAAGAGGACAAUCUCAUCACGGGAAGACGGGAAGGUGUACCUCUACAUCUGAUCAUCAUAUCUAUUUUUUCCUGUCUCUCUCUUGCUUUUUUCCGUUUGAACGGAAUAGUCUCUUCUCUUACACCUGAUCAUCUCUCACAGAAACAGAAUAGGUUUAAAAACAGAAGAGAAGAGUAACGUUACAACGAAGGGAGGGACUAAUGGAGGCAUAAAAAGCAAAGGAGAAGAGAGGAGAAAUUUACCUCUCCCCUAGACUACACUCGAUAAUCUCAAUAUCGCUCUCCUUUGCGCUAUCUCUCUCUGGUCAUGGCGUUGCAGGGGACCAGCCUGCUAGAGAACCCGGUCCAGGCAAUUCUGUACCUUAGAGAACUGACCACUAUAGUUCAGAACCAGCAGAGCCUCAUCCAGACACAGCGCCUGCGCAUUGAUGAACUGGACCGGCGCGUGGACGAGCUGCUCGGGGAGAACAGGAAUCUGCGCGAGGCAAGAGUACAACAUCAUUAUCAUCAUCACCCGGACUCCAACAGGAACCUUCAUCAUCCUCAGCACCAACAUCCAGACACACAUCCUCUUGACACCGGGUCUCUGCCUGCCCAGCCUCCGCCUGAAAUCCACCCGGACCAAGAAAAGCCGCCUCCACAACCCGCUAAUCCGGAGGACAUGCAGUUGGUACCGGCCCAGCCGCAGUCAACGAGCCCUCCGCCAAGCGAGGCCGGCCCGGGCAAGGGGGAGGACGGCAGGACCAGCCCGGGCUGCCGCACACUGAAUCCCCUGGUUCCCCUAGCUCCCCUCACUCCUACCACUCUCUGCCGCUCGGUGGGUCUUGCCAAUCAAUCAGAAAGUCAGACAAUACUACAUCAGUUCUGCUGUCCUGCCCCAGAGGCAGCUCCCACUGGCUCCUCCAGUGAUGGGCAGCUGCUGAGUCUGGAGGGCGGGAAUUCCUCCAGCGGACAGGAAAAAGAGGGGUCGGAGGGCGUGGCUCGGAGAGAAGGACCCAGCGACUACGAACUUGCCCUGGAGAACAAGACCAAACAGAUAGAGGAGUUGGAACAGAGGUACGGUGGCCACCUGGUGUCGCGGCGUGCUGCAUGUUGUAUUCAGAUGGCGUUCCGUCAGUACCAGCUCAGUAAGAACUUCCAGAAGAUCCGUAACUCUCUGUCAGAGAGCAAGUUGCCACGCCGCAUCUCCCUGCGCCGGCCCAACCCCAGCCGGAACCAAAAAUCCACCCAGCGACACAGCUUCCUGUUAGAGACCGGGAGCCCCCUGCACCCCAAAACACCCCCACCACCCCCUUCACGCUCCACCUCCCUGCCCCCCUCCCCCGCCACGGGCCCCGGGCCCUCGCUCACACAGCUGGAGGACUGCUUCUCAGAGCAGGUACGCUCACUGGCCCAUUCGAUAGACGAGGCCCUGCGUGGGUGGAGCCUGUCGGAGGGGGUUGAGGGGGGGACAGGGGGGCUGCUGAUGGACCCCGGGGCGUUUCGGAUGGCUGCACAGAGUGCCUGCAUGCCUCGCAGUGCCAGCUCCCUGCUCAUGGCCUUCAGAGACGUCACCGUUCACAUCGACACCAACAACUACACUGUCUCCACGACUACCACCUCCACAACCACUGCUACCCACGGCAACACAGGGGCAGGAGCGGGAGGGAGCAGGCAAGUCUCAGUGGAUGGGGGAGAGAGGGGAGGAGGGGUGAGGACUCAAUCAACAACCUCCCAGCUAAGGGGUGAGGCGGAGUUUCCUGCCCCCCCUCCCAGUGAGUUGUUGGAGGGAGGAGGGUCGAGAAGGGGGUCAACUGUGACAGGGCAGGGGGGAGAGAUGGGGAGGCAGAGUGGCUCAGAGAGACUCAGUUCCACCUCCACCUCUACCUCAGCCCAGUCUAACCAGUAUACCACUCAGUCCUCCUAUUCCCAGUACCCCCAGUACUCCACAUACCCCAAGGCUCAUCACCCCCAGUCCCAGCCAGGGUCCCAGUCAACCAGGGACCCCACCUCUGAGGCUCUCCAGGCCCUGGUCCUCUCUCUGCCGAGAGACCGCUGCCAGGACCCUACCUCCUGCCGAUCCCCCACACUCUCCACUGAUACGCAUCGCAAACGACUCUAUCGCAUUGGACUCAACCUCUUCAACGUGAACCCAGAGCGAGGCAUCCACUUCCUGAUCACCCGUGGUUUUGUCCCAGACACACCCAUGGGCGUGGCCCACUUCCUGCUACAGAGGAAGGGCCUGAGCCGACAGAUGAUUGGAGAGUUCCUGGGGAACAGUAAGCUACUCUUCAACAGAGAUGUCCUGGACUGUGUGGUGGAUGAGAUGGACUUCUCUGGGAUGGAGUUGGAUGAGGCUCUGAGGAAGUUCCAGUCUCACAUCAGAGUCCAGGGAGAGGCCCAGAAGGUGGAGAGACUCAUUGAAGCUUUCAGUCAGAGGUAUUGUAUGUGUAAUCCCGAGGUGGUGCAGCAGUUCCAUAACCCAGACACCAUUUUCAUCCUGGCCUUUGCUGUGGUCCUCCUCAACACUGAUAUGUAUUCCCCUAACAUCAAACCUCAACGCAAGAUGGGCCUUGACGACUUCAUACGUAACCUACGAGGAGUGGACGACGGGGCAGACAUCCCCAGGGAGAUGGUGACAGGGAUCUAUGAGAGGACCCAGCAGAGAGAGCUACGCUCCAACGAAGACCACGUCACCUACGUCAGCCGCGUGGAACAGUCCAUACUGGGCAUGAAGACUAUCCUGUCUGUGCCCCACCGUAGGCUGGUCUGCUGCUGUCGUUUGUUUGAGGUGGCAGACUUCAACAAACCUCUGAAACAGAAACUGGCGAACACCCAAAGAGAGGUGUUCCUUUUCAACGACCUCAUACUGAUCCUGAAGCUGUGUCCAAAGAAGAAGACUUCUGCUUCCUACACCUUCUGUAAAGCCAUGGGUCUACUGGGCAUGCAGUUUCACCUCUUCAGCAAUGAAUACUAUGCUCAUGGCAUCACCAUGUUGAGUCCGUUCUCUUCAGAGAAGAAGCAGCUGGUGAGUUUUUGCUCCCCCAGCGGAGAGGAGCUCAGGAAUUUCACAGAGGAGCUACGUGAGUCCAUCACUGAGGUCAACGAGAUGGAGCAGAUACACAUCCAAUGGGAGCUGGAGAGAGAACAGGGGGUGCAGACUCACACUCCCCACACCAAUGGAGGACAGAUGGACACACUCAGUCGACACACAGGAUCACCCACUGCCCAGCAAGACCUGUAUGACAAGACUGGCAACAACACUGUGGAGGUGUCAAUUCACAAUAGGCUGCUGCAGACCUACCACAUGACCCAGCCCAGCCCUGAUAGGCUGCUCCAGACCUACCAUGUGACCAGUCCUGAUUCCACCCAACUGGCUCUGGCAGCACCGGCCAUGCUAAGUGCCACCCACCCCGGAGAGUUCCGCCCAGACACCCUCAUUCAAUGCCAGCAGAUCGUCAAGGUGAUCGUCAUGGACCAGAGCGGCCGUGGGAGAAUGGAAGCUUUCCUCAACCAAGGAAGCCCCGCCUCCCACCACCGCCUCAUCCAAUCAGCGAUGUCCACUCCAGUACGGGUCAGAGAGGGAUCUGAGCCCCCUCUGCCUCCCCCUCCUCCCCCCUACAACCACCCCCACCAGUACUGUCCCCCCGACUCCCCCUGCCCUCUCUCACACACCCUGCCUCACCCCCUCCGCAGACGCAACUCUAGUGGCUCCCGCAGCCUCGUCUGACAUAUGACCCCCUCACCCCUGACCCUACCACACCUUAUCAUGCGCCCUCUGACCUUUUGUUAAAUAGUCAUGUACAGUAUUGGUGAAACACACACAACACAAACACUCAUAGACAAAGAUAGAGAAAAGGUGAGACGAGGAAGGGAGGAAGAGAAAGAGGGCGGGAAGGAAGUCGUCUGAGAGAAAGGGAAUAAGCCCAUAAAGCGAGUGGGAGAUAAUAGAGAGGAUUCAAAUCAAUAUGAAAUCAAAGUCAUCUAAUGAUUUCAUGUGUAUUUUUGAAUAGGAUGUCAUUUUGACAACAUUUGUAAACAGAGAUUUUCUAAUUGUGCAGCUCUUGUGACACAGUGUCAUCUGUACAUAUCUAUAUCUGUUCCUGACUUUAGAAAGAACGAUUUAGGAUACAACCUCUCACCACCUGAUCCCCGACUCUAACCCUGCCCUGAUGUCACACAGCUGAUGGAACACACAGAUCUCCUCCAUGUGUGGAGCUGUCUGGACAUGGAGACAUGUCACCUCAAUGACAUCAUCAACAUCAUCUAGGGUUUUAGGGUUGGUGAUGUGUGGUAAAAUAUGAUAAUCAGAUGCUAAUAAUACUUUUGAUCGUGAAGAAGUGAGUAUGUCUGAGUAGCAUGGAGGGAAGAAGUGAGUAUGUCAGAUUUGCAGGGAGGGAAGACUGUUACUCCUGGCUUACAGAUGACUACAAUCUGUAUUUCUAUUCGUAAUGUCGGACUUCUACCCUGAUUAACAUAUCUGCGUGUGUAUGUGUGUUUGAGAGUAUAAGGGUCUGCCAGUGUAUGUGCGAGUGAAAUGGUGUGUCUGUGUGUGCUUGUUUGCGUGUGCGAAUGUGUGUGCGAAUACCAUUGUUCUAUUCUCUGAGGUUUUGCUACACUGGUCCAAGCCUCACACUCAGGAAAAUACCAGUACUGACGACAAACUGUUCAACAUUCUAACUUAUUGUUUGAUUAGUAAUAACAUGAACAUUGUAUGUUAUAAACUGGUAAUGUUCUAACGUUCUAUCUAAUUUGUCCUUUUGAAUAUUCAAUCUCACUUGCUGAAUCCCUAAAGGGUUAACUAUUACCCAUUCCCACAUGAUUAACCUGUUCUCCACUGGAAUGCAUGUUACAUAGGAAUGUAUAUACACACACAGUACACACACAUAAUUACUUAAGUAUGUUUAUUUAUCAGAAUAUUGAACAUGUUUCAUUAUUAUUAUAAUAGUGUUGUUACAUCUCUUCUUUCCCUUUCCCUCUCUCUGAGGGCUGUGACACGUGGUGACCCACUGAGGCUGAUCUUCUUCGUGUUGCACCAUAUUAUUAGAGUAUAUCGGAAUACUGAACAUGUGCACAGUAUAUAGGUGGUAUAUAUAUAUAUAUAUAUAUAAUGUAAAAGGAAUGGACGGACUGCCGAUGUGUGUAUUUAUGUAUUUGUACAGAGAGGUGGAAAUCUAUUUGUUUUUCAGAUUAUGGGGGAACAGCACCCCACUGUUACCACGAGAGACACACACACAGAUGACACAUUAUCAUAAUUAGAGCUCUGUGUAAAGGGCUAUACUGUAGCUGUGAUCACACUAGCGUUAGCAUUAGCUAGAUGGUUUAGUGGAAAACAAGCAGGAGUCAUAGUAGACAUUUUAGCAUGUUCUAAAGCCCUAACAUAUCACCUUAACACUGAGUCUGGCUCGCCUGUCCUGCAUCCAUCUUGGAGAUGUCUUACACUGUUGAAGAGAGCACCUGUGCACCGUCACAUUAAGAAUUUACUAAGAUAUCAUGUUUAUAACAAUUACAGUGUUUACUAAUGGAAUAUUUCUAAAGAUUUAUGUUUGAAGAGAAUUACAUAAUAAAGUAGUUUAUACUCUA
Oncorhynchus masou masou (cherry salmon) is the source of this 5824-nucleotide messenger RNA. Its product is annotated as IQ motif and SEC7 domain-containing protein 3-like. Gene Ontology annotation, molecular function: protein binding; guanyl-nucleotide exchange factor activity. The record is from RefSeq and is a predicted model, not a curated record. Gene Ontology annotation, biological process: actin cytoskeleton organization; regulation of ARF protein signal transduction. NCBI's taxonomy places the organism in Eukaryota, Metazoa, Chordata, Actinopteri, Salmoniformes, Salmonidae.